Xenopus laevis (African clawed frog) is the source of this 3954-nucleotide messenger RNA. RefSeq names its product cytospin-B-like (gene specc1.S). The transcript has 15 exons. The record is from RefSeq and is a predicted model, not a curated record. The coding region runs from base 130 to 3291 and encodes 1053 amino acids. Lineage: Eukaryota; Metazoa; Chordata; Amphibia; Anura; Pipidae.
UUUUCCUCUUAGGGACGAAAUGAAAACACUGAAUUACUCAGUCUGGUGUCCACAUGCUGACAGCACAGAGAACUCAGCGCUUCCCCCUUUAACAACUACCGGGUAGUUCCCUGCAAAGAAAGAGCUGAAAUGAAGAGCUCUGCACGGUCACUGGGUGCAGUAACCAAACAAGGAAAUCAUGGGACUGAGCGGGCCAAAGCCAUUCCCACCAUCACUUUUGGGAUGAAAACUUCCAGGUCAACCAAUUCUCUGGCUUUUGAGUCGCGUCUCAGCAAGUUGAAGAGAGCAAGCAGUGAUGAAAUGCUCACCAAGCCAGGGGGCAACAGCACUGCCACUACAUCCCGAAUGAAGAAGACCAUCACUACAGGAGCCAUAUCGGAGCUUACAGAGAGCAAGUUCCGCAGCGCUACCGGAACAGCUGCAAGACGAACUGGUAUCCCAGCACCAAGAGAACAGUCAACACCAGUAUCGAGGGACCGUGUGGCUCUGCGCAGUCCUGUUAAUGCCAACGCUAAAAAGACACUGCCCAGCCCUUCCUCUCCUAGUUCUCCAACGCCUUCAAAGAAUGUUCGUACCCCUACAAGGCCCAAGCAGGAAAAUGAGCAAAUCAAUAAAACAGUGCUUGAAAUGCAAGUCAAAGAACUUCUGACUGAAGCCAAAACUAAAGACUCUGAAAUUAGCAAACUCCGUACUGAACUUCAAAAAUGUAAAGACAAGGAAUCGCCAACCCCAGAGGUCCUCAACUCAAUAGGUUCUCUAGCAGAUUCAAAUGAUAUCAAUGAUGCGGCCUUAAGUGACCCUGAAGCAUUAAUAAGGACACUGCAGGAAAAGAACACACAUUCUCUGCUAGAGCUUGCCAUACUUAGGAAGGAAAAUGAAUACCUGAAGCAGAAAUUACAUGCCCUAGAGCAAUCUCCUCUUUCUGACACCAUAGCCAGCAAUGGCACAGAUAGCAGCAGCCUUCUUUCGCCAUCUACUCAAGGGACAAAUAUUGGAUGCCAAUUAAAAAGUCCAUCAGCGGAUGAGGCUGAUGAUUGCAGAAUACCAGGAAGUGGACUUCAUAUUUCUGGUUCUUCAAGCAGUGAUGUCACAAAAGCUUCCAUUUCGCCAGAUGCCUCUGAUUUUGAGCACAUAGCUGAUAUGCCUUCAAGGCCAACAUCUACAGGAAGCAUCCCAUACCAAGGCUCAAAGUGUUCUACUAGUGGAAGUUCUCCAUAUAACAUAAGUGAUCUCUCUGUUGCCUCCCUUACAGAAAGGAUACAUAAAAUGGAAGAAAACCAUCACAGUACAGCAGAAGAGCUUCAGGCAACACUGCAGGAGUUGUCAGACCAGAACCUUAUGGUGCAGGAGUUGACAAUGGAAAGUGAAAAGCUAGUAGAAGAAAAGGCAUUUCUGGAAACCUCCUUGCAGCAACAAAGACAAAGGGCAGAGCAACUUAGUAAAGAAAAUGAGAGACUGAUGGGGCUCUUAAAAGACAGGGCAAAAACUGAAGAAACAGAGAUCCAUGGCAAACUUAUGGAGACAGAAAAGAAGUAUUCAGAAUUAGUUGAGAAAUCACAAUUUGAAAGGGAGAAGCUGCUCAAUAUUCAGCAGCAGUUAACCAGCAGCCUUAGAAGCUUGGAGAAAGAACACCAGGAGGCACAAGCCAUUAGAAAAAAGCUUGAGGAAGAGGUAGAUAAACAGCACCGUCUCCUUGACAUAGAAAAGAAAGAAAAAAACGUAACAGGGAAGGCCUUUGAGGACCAAAAAGUCACAGCUGAAGGCCUUAAGAUAGAAAAUAACUGCUUGAAGUCUCAGCUGGAGGGUGAGCGCCAGAAAGCAGCAGAAAUGACGGCAGUGGGGAAAGGAAGCGGGAAUGGAAACACUGAGGUCCAGGAGAUGUUAAAGUCGGCUCAUGCUGAGAAAGAACAUUUGGAACUUGCAUGCUCAGAACUUCGCCAAGAGCUGCUGAGGGCUAACAGUGAAGUAAAGCAGCUGCAGUGUCUCCUGGCAAAGGUGGAGACAGAGUGCCAUGAUCUGAAGGAGGUGGGAGACCUGAGGGAAGAACAGCUGAAAUGUGCCAACCUGAAGCUGCAGGAGAGGAGUUUGGAGAAGGAGACUGAGAUCAAGGACAUGAAGGAGACCAUCUUUGAGCUGGAGGACCAAGUGGAGCAGCACCGAGCUGUCAAACUGCACAACAACCAGCUCAUUAGUGACCUGGAAAAGAAAGUUGACAAAUUGGAAGAACAAAAACAAGACUUGGAGAGACAACUGAAACUCCUGAAUAAACAGAUGAAGGAAGAUGCUGAGGAGUGGAGGCACUUUCAGGCAGAUCUGCAGACAGCAGUGGUGGUGGCGAACGAUAUCAAGUGUGAGUCGCAGCAGGAACUACGUGCAGUGAAACGGCGCCUGCAGGAGGAAGAGGAGAGGAAUAGCUGUUUAUACAGGGAGCUGGAGGAGCUGCAGGGCAGCAGCAGGCAAUCUUCAAGUGAGGUGGAAACUGCAGAUGGAGACAACAGUAUCCUCUGGCCGAGUGUUGGCCAUACCCAAGCACCAGCUUCAUCUUCUGAACCAGCCAUUGUCAAGUCCUUAAUCAAAUCAUUUGACUUGGCAAAUCCAGGUGGGGUUGCUCAGAAUAUCCCGGGCCACUCGGUCCCCCGCAGUCCGUUGAGUGUCAUUCCCAUGAGGACGGCUCCAGCGGCUGCAGUUUCCCCCAUACAGAGGCUUUCAGUAACCGGCAAUAGCAAGUUGUCCGGCAAAGAAGCAGAGAGACAAUUGGAUAAUGCAGAUAACUUAAAGGGACAAAGAGACGGAUUUACACCUGAUCGGUUUCCUCGUAAGAGUCCAUCGCUGGAGUCACUGAAUACACAUACAGCACUAAGCUUUGGCUCAAGAACGUCUCCAAGUGGCCCGGAUAGCUGGAGUCAUCAAAGUAAAUUAAGUGUGGAAAGAAAGGACCCACUAGCUGCAUUGGCGAGAGAAUACGGUGGUUCCAAGAGGAAUGCUCUACUGAAAUGGUGCCAAAAGAAAACUGAGGGGUACUCGAACAUCGACAUCACAAAUUUUAGCAGUAGCUGGAGUGAUGGUUUGGCGUUCUGCGCCCUCCUGCACACGUACCUCCCUGCGCACAUUCCCUACCUGGAGCUCAACGGCCAAGAUAAGAAAAGAAAUUUAAUGCUGGCAUUUCAGGCCGCUGAAAGUGUUGGAAUCAAAACCAGUCUGGAGCUUAAUGAGAUGAUGUUCACAGAUCGCCCGGACUGGCAGUGCGUGAUGCACUAUGUGGCGCAGAUUUACAAGUACUUUGAGACCUAGAAGAUGAUUGGACAGAAUCUGACAUUAGCAAAAAGCACACAUUCACUUUAUUGCCCAGGCCUGUCUCACGAGGGGCAAGAACGGAGAUCCGUCUCUGUCUAUAUCACUAAUGGGGGAUCCGCUGGAAGUGCACAUGAAUGGAAUUGCCUAUUAAGAAUACCACUAAAACCUGCAGACUAUACAACGUGCAGUAACUAUUCUGCUUGCUGAUAACUAUAACUAUGACUUAAUAGCUAACAACAUGAAGUUUACUACAGCCAUGGACCAUACCCUUCUUCCUCUUGGAGUCCCAUAGUGUGGAGGAAGUGGGGAGCUUUUCUGCUCUACGUGCAAGAGCGUUGGAGUUGCACCAAGAACAUUUUACAGGGACUGACCAGGAAGAAAACAUUUGCUUCUGCUCCUUUUCUCUAACACAUGACACUAACAUCAUAAAAUGCCUGGUCUUAUCUUGGUGGGUCUAAGCACAAAGAACCAGCAGCCAACAGAAAUCAUUGGUUAUAUGAAGGUGUGAUGUUACUAGGUUAAAGCACUCAUCAUAAAAUACUGUAUAGUAAGUAUGGAAACAAUCCUAUGGAUUUAAUAAAGCAAAGGACUGCACAUUUGUAAACUUUGGCAUGAGCAGAUGGAAACACUACUAUUAAAAAUAAAGGUAUAAUACCUUCA